Molecule: messenger RNA, 1626 nt
Organism: Belonocnema kinseyi
Lineage: Eukaryota; Metazoa; Arthropoda; Insecta; Hymenoptera; Cynipidae
Exons: 5
Coding region: 287-1282 (331 amino acids)
Cellular component (GO): nucleus
Molecular function (GO): DNA binding
Source: RefSeq, a predicted model, not a curated record
CUUGUGAAAUGUACAUUUCUGAUGUCUAUUUUUAGAUUUUUAUUUCGGUAUCCAAACAUAUCCGAAUUCCAACGUUGUUAUGUGCUCGUUAUGUAGAAUAUUGGAGUACAUAUUUGCGUGUAAAAUUCUAAUUUUGCGGGUAUCCGAUUCUUUAGGUAUCACUGUUUUAAAACAACAAUUUACUAGUAUUUUACUGUACUAAUUUCUGAUGAUUGCCAAAAUUAAAAUUGUGCCAAUGGAUUAUGAGAGUGGCAUCAUGCAAAGUUUAUGAAGUGUAUAAAAAGAAAUGGAAUUAACAAGAGAACAUUUCCGGGCAAUGAUUUUUUAUGAUUUUCGGUCGAAUCUAAGUGUGGAAGAAUGUUCACAACGGCUUAUUUCUGCUUUUGGUGAUGAAGCACCAUCGAAAAAAACAAUUUAUUGGUGUUUCAAUGAAUUUACAUUUGGACGCACUAGUCUCGGAGAUGAAUUUCGGGACGGUCGGCCAUCAACUACUGUUUUUCCAGCUAACAUCGAUGCUCUGCAAGAAAUGAUUGAAAUGAAUCGACAUGUAACAUAUGUUAAAACUCAAUCAUCCUUGGACAUUGAUAACGAAAAUCAGCCUGACACUGCUACUUUCGAAACCAUAAAUCCUUAUGUAUCCAAAAAUCCUGCUGAGGAAACAAAUUCUUCACACAACAAAGAUUCUACUAAAAAUAAUCUUCCUCGAGUUAAAGGAUCUGCGGAUAAGAAUCUUUUGGAAACAAUAAAUAAAUCUAAGACUAAAAAAACCUCUCUAAAGGCCACAAAUAGAAAAUGCCCUAAUCUUGAAGCAGAAAAGAAAUUAGAAGUUCUAAAGAAGUUAGACCAAGGCAUUUCCACGGCGGCAAUAAGCUCACAAUACGGCAUUGAUCCGAGUACCGUUCGAAAGUGGAUAAAAAAACGUCGAAUUAUUGAAAAAUGCAAUGAGAAAGGUGGUAAAACAAAACGGCUUCGAGAAAAUCCAAAUGAAAAGAUGAAUGAAGCCUUAUACAUGUGGUUUCAAUAUAUGAGAGAAAGUGGAUUGCCAGUUUCGGGACGUAUUUUAAAAAAAAAGGCGCUUGAAUUGUAUGGAGAAAUAGGAGGAAGUAUAAAGUUUUGUGCAAGCGAAGGGUGGUUGAGUCGAUGGAAGGGACGAUAUGGUGUUCGCCUUCUACCUGCUUCGGACGAGAAAGUUUCUACUGAUAAGAAGACUCAGGAAGAAUUUAACUUGGAAAUAGUAAAAUGCGAAAGCAUCGAAAGUGAAAUAAAAGUCGAAAUAAUAUGAAAAGCUAGUUUGUUUCCAUGACAAAUUAUUAACGGAGAGGAGACGGAAGUCUGUUUUAAAUUGCCCCCACGAAAGAACACUGCCAGGCGCAGAUGAUAGAUAAUGCGAGUCCAAACGUGCAAGUAGAAGAAGCUCUAAAAGAAUCACAUCCUCUACUCCUAGUUUUCGAAAAGAAUGGAAAAUUGUCUCAGUCCUAUAUGACUAUAUUGAGGAGAGCUCAUAAAAAGUACCUGAAUUUAAAGUACAUAUUACAGAGAAUAUGUGGAUUUUAUGUUUAUUAAAAGUGACUUGGCAAUUUUAUUUUAAGAUAUCAUGGCCAUUUUCUAAUGAAAUGUGUACUUAUU